CGUGAAAGUCGACGACGGAGGGCUAACGUUGCGGAUGAAAACUGCGAUCCGAGCUGGGAGAUUUUGAAAAGCGCAGGCGUGCAACGGCUUUUGUGUCCGCUAUUCCGAGUGUCCUCUAUUCCGAGUGCUUUUUUUUCGAGUGUAGUGGCGGAGUGGAGCAAAAUCAAACGCAUUUCGCGCAUAAUUCGUGGAAUUUUACACAUUGUAAAUUCAGUUAUUGUGCAAGUUGAGUUCUGGCUAAUCGCUAAACAGUCCCUUGCUGUGCGGCCAACAGUUGAGAAUUAUAAUGCAGCCACAUUGAGCGGGCGCACGGCAAACAAAACUCAGAAACAACAUCCCAGAGUCAACAGCAAUUACAAGGCACUAGUCGGAGGAAGAGUGACCACCUCGGCACCAGGAUGUCGGCUGCCACGCACAUGGCAAUGCCGGCUCACGCCGUCGUCCCGCCGCCCGGAACGCCCCCUGUGCUGGGGGGCAGCGGGUGCUCCAAUCUCAGCCUGCCGGCGGGCAAGCGCGGCCACAAGCGCAGCGUUUCGCUGGAGAACAACGCCCCGCUGGCGCUGCGGAGCACGCCCAGCCUGGGCCAGUCCUCGCUGGGAUCGCCCCUGCUGCAGUUUGGCCAGGGCGCCAAUCCGGGGGCAGGCCACUCGCAGGCCUUCCACACGGGCACCCUGAAGUCCCGCCAGGAGCAGCGCAGGCUGAGCCAGAAGUUCGGGAGCCACAGCAACCUGGACGACGAGGGCGUGGGCAUCGGAGUGGGCGGGGGCAUGGGCCUCCAGAUGCGCAGCAAGUUCCAGAACAUCCGUCAGAUGUUCGAGCUCAGUCGCAGCUGCGUGGGCGGCGGGGGCGGUGGCUCUGGCGGCGGAGGGUGUGGCGACGGCCGGGGAGGCGGGGCCGAGGAGGAGGCGAUGCAAUCACUGCCGGCAACACUGCCGCAGCAGCAGAGGCGGACCACGCCCAUCGCCGGCGGAAGUCGCCCGCAGCAACAGCAACUGGGCGAGGCGGAACAGACCAGCGGCAGCUUUCUGCGACCGAUCGCCUUCAAGCCCAUUCCGUUCGAGCCGGACUAUCGCAUCGCCUGCCAGCAGCAGCAGCAGCACCAGCAGCAACUUCAGUUGCAACAGCAGCAGCAGCAACUCCAGCAGCAACACCAGGCGCUGCCACUGCCGGCGGAGGGCGGGCCGGCGGGGGGCGGGGCCGAGCGGUACGGCUACGGAUCGACUCCGUCACUCGCUCCACUGCCCCCCGCAUCAGCCCAGAAGUUUGGCAGUACCACCGAUCUGCGACACCUGGCCGCUCGGCGACGCAAUCAUCGUCUGCUGCAGCGCUGCAGCAACGAGGAUGCCCUGACCCUAGACCUCCUGAGCACAGGGAGCCACGACAGACCCGAUGGGGCCAGCAGCAAGAGCAGCGGCACAGUGGUGGGCAGCAGCGACCUGACGCCCUCGCCCUCGGACUCGGGGAUCUCGGAACUGGAGGCCGCUCUGAAGGACCGCGACUCGGAGCUGUCGUACCUGCGCCAGGCCAUGGAGCACAAUGAGAAAGUAAUUUUCCAAGUCCAAAAGGACAAGGAGGUGUACUGGGAGCACGAGACGCAGCGGCUGCGGCUCUUCUACGAGGGCCAGCAGCGCGAGUGCCAGCUGAAGCUGCGCAAGAUGGAGCAGCUCCUGGGGCUGCAGCAGUUCCAGCUGAAGCAGCACAAGCUGCGCCAGUCGGAGCAGGUGCAUCGGCUGCAGCAGCAGCUCGACCUGGCCCGGGACGCCAGCCAAGGGCUGCAGCAGCAGGUGGACGCACUGCGUCACCAGCUGGAGGACAGCGAGUGGCGUGUCUGCGAGCGCAACGGGGAGAUAGCUUUACUCAAAACGCAGCUCAAGGAGGCGCAUCUGGAAAUCAACAUGAAGGAUCAUGCGAUUGUCAGCCUGAAGCACAGCAGCAACAGGAGCAGCAGCACCAGCAACAGCAAGUCCUGCGAAACAACCACAAGCCAAAGUCAACCAAAGCAGCAGGCGAAGGAGGAACAGCAGCAGCAGCAGCAACAGCAGCAACAGCAGCAACAGCAGCAGGAAUUGCAACAGCAACUUCAGCAGCAUCAUAGCCAACAGCAACAACUGAAUCAUCAACAACAGCAGCAAUUUCAGCAGCAGCAACAGCAACAGAAGCAGCAGCAACAGCAACAGAAGGAACAACAUCAGCAACCCAAUCAACAGCAGCAACAGCAGCAGGAACUGCAACAGCAAAUGCAGCAAUUUCAGCAGCAGGAACAGCAACAGAAGCAAGAGCAACAGAAGCAAGAGCAGCAUCAGCAACAGCAGCAACUGAAACACAGCCAGCAGCAACGCAAGCCUCCCAACCAGCCUGACCAGCAGCAGCUGCAGAAGAUCAUCACCCUGAAGGAUCAGGUGAUCGGAGCCUUGACCAGCGAGCUGGCAAAGUUGCGCAAGGAGCUCUCCGACCUGGCCAUUGCCCAUGAGUACGGCGAGGAGCCGUGUGGCCGCUACACUCGCCUCAAGCAGCAGCUGGACAACCUGAACGAGAUCUGCCAGAAGACACGAAAGUACACCACUUCAUCUGCAUCCAUGACCGCAUCUCCUGCAGUUCCGGCUGCCAGCCAGGAGCUGCCGCUGCCCAAGCUGGAUGUGCUGGUGCAGCGAUUGCAGCUGGACCAGGGACAGGCUCCGCAGCAAACGCUGGACACCCUGAUCGAGGAGUCGACCACGUAUGCCGAGGACAUAGCCAAGCUGCGGCAGAAGCUGGACGACUUCCGGCUGAACCUGGAGCUGGAGAAGCGCCAGUGGUGCGCCGAGAAGGACAAGGUCCUGGGCUACCAGAAGCAGCUGCAGGCCCACUACAUCCACAUGUACCAGAAGCUGCGCUGCCUGGACACCAGCCAGGGAGGAGCACCCGGCGGCGCAGUGGAGGCCACCAAUGGCAACUGAUGGGUGUUCUAGGAGGAUCAGGCUAGGGUGCUAUCGCCACCGGGGCAAAAUACUAGGGAUCAAGGAAAACAAGUCUUUGAAGUGCACCUCUUUGCAACAGCUGUUUUCAAAGUAAUACCGUUGUGCACAACAAAACAUUUUGGUCAAAUUCAUCAAUAUAGUUAAUGGUCAAUUUGACCAGCGAAAUAGUUACUCUCCCAGCAACAAAAUACACACAAUUUACCAUUUCAUGGUGAAUACGUAACUAUCCGUAUUGGUAAAUUUCGCCCAUACACUUUUAGUGUGCUUUAAAAAAUGUUUAAAAAUAUUUAUAAUAUCUUUCCGGUGGUAAACAUACUUAAUCACAAUCUAAUUGCUUUACUUUUUGACUAGAACAUAACUAUAAGAGUUUAUAGUAAUGUUCUACAUUCGCAUAAAAUUAUUUAAAUUUAGGAGCUUUUGAUUGUUUUUAACAACUGACUUGUCUCCGAGUACCUGGCAAUUAAAAAAAAAACAUUUCUAAAGAUUUGCAAGUUAUUUUGAACUCAGCUGUUGAAAAACACAGCCCUAUCAGAUCUGUGUUUUAAAAAUGUGCCCAAAUUAUAAAUGUUGUUCAGUUUCACUAAAACUUUUUUAUAGCCCCAAAAUAGUACGGUUACCCACGGCAAAGAAAUCCAUACAUGGGAUUCAUUUUAAAAUAACUUGCGCUUUAAAAAAGUCAACACAAACGUUUUAGUAGGGUGACAACCCUACCCCCCCUUAUAGAUGUCGUAGUACGAACUCUUCUCCUAAGUGACCAGUGAGCUUCCACACUUUCCUCCCCUGGGCGAUAAAUAACACACGAUUUCCGAUAUUACUGGAGUUGAUAUAUACAGAACUCUAUCAAAUAUUUAUACAAAAUAUGCAUAUUUAAUUUUUUUGUUUUUAAUAUUUUACAAUAUAUAUAUGUAUACUU
Messenger RNA from Drosophila biarmipes, 3870 nucleotides. RefSeq names its product putative mediator of RNA polymerase II transcription subunit 12. The coding region runs from base 399 to 2936 and encodes 845 amino acids. The transcript is spliced from 7 exons. The record is from RefSeq and is a predicted model, not a curated record. NCBI's taxonomy places the organism in Eukaryota, Metazoa, Arthropoda, Insecta, Diptera, Drosophilidae.